This is a messenger RNA of Letharia columbiana, 1221 nucleotides long. RefSeq lists its product as uncharacterized. Gene Ontology annotation, molecular function: catalytic activity; pyridoxal phosphate binding. NCBI's taxonomy places the organism in Eukaryota, Fungi, Ascomycota, Lecanoromycetes, Lecanorales, Parmeliaceae. Gene Ontology annotation, biological process: biosynthetic process. The record is from RefSeq and is a predicted model, not a curated record. The coding region runs from base 1 to 1221 and encodes 406 amino acids. The transcript has 2 exons.
AUGACGAUCGCGAAAGUUGCGCCUUUCGCAGUCGAGCAGUGGAUGGACGCUCAUGAGACUCACGCCAGAUACAACAUUGCAGAAACAUGCGUAGCCUCGAUAUCACUUGACGAUCUCAGAGGCCUCUCAGAGGACAAAUCGAGCGAGAUAUGGUCCUCAACAACGAAGCUUACCUAUGGCUCCAUACGCGGUUCAGAAAAACUACGCACAAACCUGGCGAACCGUUAUUCCGCCAAAAAGCCAUUCCAAGCAGAUAAUAUCUUGAUUACCCCUGGAGCGAUUGCUGCAAAUAUGACAGUUUUCUAUGGCCUCAUUGGGAAAGGAGACCAUGUGAUAUGUCAUUAUCCUACCUAUCAACAAUUAUAUGAGAUUCCUGAGAGAUUAGGAGCCGAGGUGGACUAUUGGAGAGCAGAGGAGUCAAAGAAAUGGCAAUUGGACAUCGAAGAUCUGAAAAGUCUCAUACGACCAAAUACCAGAAUGAUUAUCAUCAACAAUCCGCACAACCCCUCCGGUGCCAUCGUGCCAAAAUCUACUCUCGAUCUGCUAAUCGAAGUUGCUGAGGCACACGAUCUCAUAAUAAUGGCCGACGAAGUCUACCGCCCCAUUUUCCACUCCAUCUCUCCUGGAUCCCCGGACUUUCCCCCUUCAGUCCUCUCACUUGGGUACGCAAAGACCAUUGCCACAGGCUCGCUUUCGAAGGCAUAUAGCCUAGCAGGCAUACGGGUGGGUUGGAUUGCAUCUAGAAGUACUGAGAUCAUAGAAGCUUGCGCCCAAGCCAGGGACUAUACGACGAUCAGUGUGAGCCAGCUUGACGACCAGAUUGCAGCCUAUGCCUUGGACAACGAUUGUAUACAUUCACUACUUUCUAGAAACAUUCAGCUUGCGAAGCGGAAUCUGGAGAUUCUCGAAAGGUUCGUGGAAAGUCAUAGGUGGGCUUGCGAGUGGGUGAAGCCUGUAGCCGGAACGACGGCCUUUAUCAAAAUUUCCCAUAUGGGAACUCCUGUGGAUGAUGUUGCAUUUUGCCAAAAGCUGAUGGAGGAUGCGAGUGUUAUGUUAGUUCCAGGAAGUAGGUGCUUUGGGAAUGGAAAGGAUUUCAAGGGUUUUGUACGAUUUGGCUUCUGUUGCGAGACGGAUGUGCUCGAAAUAGGUUUGGAGAAGAUGAGGUUGUUCAUGAAGAAAGGAUAUCGCGCUGUGCCGCUAGCAGAUGAGGAGAGCGCAUGA